CAGAUUACAGAUCAUAUUAUUAAUUUAUUAGAACAGCUUGAUAAUGACUUUAAGUUGAAGGAUGGAACAUUGAUUAAACCUGCAACAUUUUUCAAUCAAAUCUUGUUACAGAAAUUUAUCCAAGCUCUCGAUUUUAAUCCAUUAGACGACCAAGAUUUAAAUGAUAAAAAUAAACAAGUUUAUCAUGAGUAUUUUAGCCAAUUUACACAUGAGGUGAAUCGUUUGAAACAGUAUUUGAUUAAAUUAUCUUCGGAUUCUAAAUGGGACACACAUCCAUCAACUGGUCUGUCACAAUAUCCACUAUCAAUUUAUCAGUUUGCAUUUGAAUACCAUACGGGUGUAAAGUUACCAACAACAGAUCUCAAGGAAACGUUUGAAAAGAUUAAACUAUGGGGAGAAAAACAUUUGACUCAUUUGAUGAUUGAAUUAGAAUGUUGUUGUGGUAGAAUAUUAAAUUUAGCUGAUGACGAUAAAAGUUUAACAUUGGAAGAAAAACUGACUAGAGUACAAUCAGAUCAAAGUCAAGUAUGGUCAUCCAAACAAGAAAUGAUUGAAGCAUUUCAGAAAUGUUUAGCCAAAUAUAGACACAUUUUCAUUAAAGAGAAAGGUUUCAAAGAAUUCAAUGAACCAGAUAUUCUUGUAUUUGACAAUCCGCUACUCGCCGGAGGUUACUAUUAUCAAAAUAAGUUUUAUUUGAAUGUAUGUGAUUGGGAGUCUGGUAAUGCUAAAUAUGAAGUCGAAAAUUUGACACUGCAUGAAACCAUUCCUGGACAUCACUUACAAAUCGAUAUAUCGCUCAAUUCAUCGAACAGCAAUUAUUUGUGUCAGUUAUUUCCAUAUGUGACUAAUGGCUUUGUUGAAGGAUGGGGUUUAUUUGCUGAACAGUUAGGCGAUUCGAAUGAGGAUAAAUGGAUCUAUUAUGGUUAUCUACAAAUGAAUAUACUACGAACAUUUCGAAUUAUUGCUGACAUUAUGUUACAUGUUGAAGGUUCACCACCUGAAGAUGUCAUCAAGUUAGCCAAGAGAUAUUUGACAAUGGCAUCGAAUGCAAUUGUAUCAGAAAUUUAUCGUUAUCGAGUAUUUCCAGGUCAGGCGAUGAGUUAUAAAAUCGGUCUGGAAGUAUUUAAAUUAAUCAUUAAACAAAAAUUUGGUAUUACUGAUACGGAAGAUUUUCUGAAAUCUGAAUUAGUUGAAUGGUAUAAAGAACUAUUGUGGAAUACCGAACGACCAUUGCAAAUAUUUUUACAAGAAAAUGAAAUAAUUUUAGACUU
Messenger RNA from Didymodactylos carnosus, 1271 nucleotides. The record is from the annotation of a GenBank genome assembly. NCBI's taxonomy places the organism in Eukaryota, Metazoa, Rotifera, Eurotatoria, Philodinida, Philodinidae.